Molecule: messenger RNA, 366 nt
Organism: Yarrowia lipolytica CLIB122
Lineage: Eukaryota; Fungi; Ascomycota; Dipodascomycetes; Dipodascales
Biological process (GO): microtubule-based movement
Cellular component (GO): cytoplasm; cytoplasmic dynein complex
Molecular function (GO): dynein intermediate chain binding
Source: RefSeq, a predicted model, not a curated record
AUGAGCAAGACCAACAACCAUGAACAACUCCACGGCAACAUGCCCCUGCCUCAGUCUAAGCUCACUGAGAUUAUCGACAGUGCCGCUUCAUCUGUAGUGGCCACAGAGGGAUACAGCCACAACGACACGUCCAAGUGGAACAGCCAGAUCAUCGCCAAGAUCCUCGACGCACUCAAGGAUGAGUCCAAGGGAUACAAGUUUCUGGUUCACAGCACGCUAGUGGAGGUGACAGAUCACAGACCAGGCAUCAAGUCUAGCACUGGCGGUUUCUGGAACACAGAAAAGGACGGAGUUUGGAACUACAAGUGGUCCAAUGAUAAGGUCGAUGUGCUGGUUUCUAUUGCUUGGAUCCACUCUUCCGUAUAA